Messenger RNA from Carassius carassius (crucian carp), 1311 nucleotides. RefSeq names its product C-type lectin domain family 12 member B-like. The record is from RefSeq and is a predicted model, not a curated record. The transcript has 7 exons. NCBI's taxonomy places the organism in Eukaryota, Metazoa, Chordata, Actinopteri, Cypriniformes, Cyprinidae. The coding region runs from base 316 to 1311 and encodes 331 amino acids.
UGAUACUAAUGUUAAACACGGAAAAAUCAAUUUGAUAUUUGAUAUUAAAGGCUGUUGCAGAGUUACACAUUAAAUAUCACUCAUUUAAGUUCACCAAUCCCAUCUCAGAAGAUUUUGACAUUUGUGUCAACUUCCUGCAUAUUGCAAGUUCCUUUUUGUGUAAAUACAUGAACCAUUACCACAAACACACAGAUGCAUCAGGAGUGCAACGGAAUUUCACUUAGGAAACAGUAUUAGUUAGGUAGAUAGGACUUAUAGCUUUGUUUAAUACUUCUCAUUUACGCUUCAAAAUAGCCAUCAAUACUUGCAUGGAUAAUGUCUGGGCAUUUUAAUGAAGGUAUGGAUACAGGUUCGAUAAUGGACUCAGAAGACAGAAUAGAGAAGGAGGUUGAUAUCUAUGUGAGUGCUGAGGCUGUAAGAGAUAUGAAACAUAAGAAAGACAAAGAUGAUUUUGACAACAAAACACUGAAAAUCCAAACAACUCAACACACAGGAAGUGAUUCAGUGAGGAAGAGAAGCUCCAGAGCAGCUGUAGUGUGUUUGGUGCUGCUGUGUGUUCUUCUGCUGACUGCAGUCAUAGUGCUGUGUGUCACACUCGCUCAAGAGAGACAACAGUUCAUAACCAAGAAUGAAAACCUGACCAAUGAGAGAAAGCAGCUAAUACUCAAGAUCACAAACCUGACCAAUGAGAGAGAGCAGCUAAUACUCAAGAACACAAACCUGACCAAUGAGAGAGAACAACUAAGAAGUGAACUUCAUUUCUGUGUUAAUUGGACUUGCUAUCAAUCCAGUUUUUACUACAUGUCCAAAGAGAAGAAGAACUGGACUGAGAGCAGAAGAUACUGUACAGAGAGAGGAGCAGAUCUGAUCAUCAUAAACAACAGAGAGGAAAAAGAUUUCAUUCACAACAUGUCUGGUAAUGCUGUAUUUUAUAUUGGCCUGACUGACAGUGAAGCGGAGGGCAGAUGGAAAUGGGUAGACAACAGCACACUGAACUCUAGCUUCUGGGCAUCAGGAGAGCCAAAUGGAGGACAAGUCGGUGUAGAAGAGGACUGUGUUGUGACUGUAGCUGUGCCACAGCCAGGCUGUCGCAACAUCUUUGGUGACCUGCUGAAGGCAGACACUGUCUUUCUCAACCUCGACAGUGAUCCAGACACACGGUCUAUAUCCAGGCCCUUGUUAAUGGCAAGUGUUGAGCCCAACACAGCCCAAACUCCAGCUCUGCAUGUCCCAGGUUUCAGUGACAAAUUGCAGAGUUACUGCCAUGAACGUGGAAGUGGCUCUGCUUGUCCACAGAUCAGUGGUGCAUGA